UCUAGCCUUGGAAUACAAAUAUUCUCAAUGGGAAGCCAAAUGAAGCAGCAAUGGCCUCAAAUUGCUUAUGCUUUGGCAUUUUUCUUGAUUGCCACAUGCACCAUGGCAUAUUCACCCUAUUUUUAUGAACCAUCAGAUUCAACAUACAAUAAAAUACCAAGCACAGUAGCCAAAAGUGAAGACUAUAAGGUACUCUCUGAGCCGGAAAAGGAAUAUAAGGUACCAUCUUUGCCGAAGAAUAAUUACUACAAGAAGCCAUCAGUUCCAGAAGAUAACUACAAGAAGGUGUCAUUUGUUCCAAAGGGAACCUUAGUGCCUGAACCAGAAUACAAGGUGUCAUCUUUGCCUAAGAAUGACUACUAUAAGAAACCAUCAGUUCCAGAAGAUGACUACAAGAAGGUACCAUAUGUUCCAAAGGUACCAUCAGUGCCUAAACCGGAAUACAAUGUACCAUACUUGCCGAAGAAUGACUAUUACAAGAAGCCAUCAGUUCCAGAAGAUAACUACAAGAAGGUGCCAUAUGUUCCAAAGGUUCCUUCAGUGCCUAAAGAAGAAUCCAAGGUGCCUUCUUUGCCCAAGAAUGACUACUACAAGAAGCCAUCAGUUCCAGAAGAUAACUACAAGAAGGUGCGAUACGUUCCAAAGGUGCCCUCAGUGCCUAAAGAAGAAUCCAAGGUGCCUUCUUUGCCAAAGAAUGACUUCUACAAGAAGCCAUCAGUUCCAGAAGAUAACUACAAGAAGGUACGAUAUUUUCCAAAGGUGCCCUCAGUGCCUAAAGAAGAAUCCAAGGUGCCUUCUUUGCCAAAGAAUGACUACUACAAGAAGCCAUCAGAAGAUAACUACAAAAAGGUGUCAUAUGUUCCAAAGGUGCCCUCAGUGCCUAAAGAAGAAUACAAGGUACCUUCUUUGCCAAAGAAUGACCACUACAAGAAGCCAGUAGUUCCAGAAGAUAAUUACAAAAAGGUCUCAUAUGUUCCAAAGGUGACCUCAGUGCCUAAAGAAGAAUACAAGGUGCCUUCUUUGCCCAAGAAUGACUACUACAAGAAGCCAAUAGUUCUAGAAGAUAAUUAUAAAAAGGUGUCAUAUGUUCCAAAGGUGCCUUCAGUGCCUAAAGAAGAAUACAAGGUGCCUUCUUUCCCAAAGAAUGACUACGACAAAAAGUCAUCAGUUCCGGAAGAUAACUACAAGAAGGUGCCAUACGUUCCAGAGGUACCUUCCAUGCCUAAAGAAGAAUACAAGGUGCCUUCUUUGUCAAAUAAUGAUUAUGAUAAGAAGUCAUCAGUUCCAGAAGAUAACUACAAGAAGGUGUCAUUUGUUCCAAAAGUACCUUCAGUGCCUAAACCAGAAUACAAGGUGCCGUCUUUGCCAGAAAAUGACUACUUCAAGAAACCAUCACCUUCUCCAUCACCACCACCUCCUUACUACCAUCAAUCAUCAUCAACUCCUUCUCCAUCACCACCACCUCCAUAUUAUUAAAUUUCCAUCUUUCAUGUUCAACAUGUUAUAAGGAAGUCCU
Messenger RNA from Solanum dulcamara, 1516 nucleotides. RefSeq names its product protein PELPK1-like. Lineage: Eukaryota; Viridiplantae; Streptophyta; Magnoliopsida; Solanales; Solanaceae. Bases 28 to 1476 code for a protein of 482 amino acids. The record is from RefSeq and is a predicted model, not a curated record. The transcript has a single exon.